Scomber japonicus (chub mackerel) is the source of this 4982-nucleotide messenger RNA. RefSeq names its product TIAM Rac1 associated GEF 1b (gene tiam1b). Gene Ontology annotation, molecular function: protein binding; guanyl-nucleotide exchange factor activity. Bases 142 to 4974 code for a protein of 1610 amino acids. The record is from RefSeq and is a predicted model, not a curated record. Gene Ontology annotation, cellular component: cytosol; synapse; plasma membrane. Gene Ontology annotation, biological process: positive regulation of axonogenesis; small GTPase-mediated signal transduction; activation of GTPase activity. The transcript has 28 exons. Lineage: Eukaryota; Metazoa; Chordata; Actinopteri; Scombriformes; Scombridae.
AAAAAACAGAAGUGACACUUCCUGGUUGCACACAGUAACGGCUUUGUGGAUCAAAACAGCAACUGAAGGACCAUACUAUCUGAAGAUCCAGUGACAAACAAAAUGCCAGAAAAAGCAUUACUAUCCUGCAGCCUCUGAACCAUGGGAAAUGUCGAGAGCCAGAGCGGGGACCAUGCCCUCUACGGUAACGAACAUGGCUAUUUGUCACGCAAGCACAUGUCCCGGUCUCUUCGAAUCUCUAACAAGCAAUCCAGACGCUCUCGACAUGCUUCAUCAGGGAAAAUAGAGCACAGGAACUCUGAGACGAGCACACGCUCAAGUAGUACCCCCAGUAUCCCACAAUCCCUGGCUGACCAUGGCCUUGAACCCUUCAAUGAGACAAAUAUCCUCCCUGACUUUGGAAGUCCCAUUUGGGUGGACCGCGUGGCCAUGAACCUGCGGCCUGUUUCCUUUCACAAUGACCUGGCCAACCCCUCUGUGCACAUGAAUACAAUGCAUAUAACUCUACCUGGCCCCACUGCAGAGGAGGUGCAGGACGAAGACGUGUACACAGGUGAGGUAACUUACCUCCAGAAAACCCGGGACGGCUCCAAAGAGACCGUCAGUUUUAAGAAGAAGAGAUCUAAGUCUGCAGACAUGUGGCGAGAUGACAGCCUGGAGUUUUCUCUUUCCGACCUCAGCCAAGAGCACCUGACUAGCACAGAGGAGAUCAUAGACACGGCUAAUGAGAGGGAUUUUACUGACUGCGAAGGACACCUGCAGUCCAGCCCCACAGACUCUACUGACAGGGCAAACUCCCUGGACGAGCUGUACAGCCAGAAGAGUUCUGCCUGCAGGCAACCCCAUGACCGUUAUGCCAAGUGGCGGGAUGCCAACAGGGCUAUCAGGGAGGGUGAUGAUGAUAAGAUGCUCUCGCCGUCAGAGGAGGAUGGGAAUACCUACGGUGCAUACACACUUCCCUGCCGGCGUUCCCACUGCCUCUCUGAAGGCCUGAGCAGCCACCAAGCUGCCAUGUGUUCCAGUAUGCAGGGCAGGAGGGCACAGACAAUACAGGAUGUCACUGCCGGGGAGGGCAGUGAGUACGAGGACAGUGGCAUCGAUGGGGUGACAGUGGAAGCAGAGCACCAAUCCCGACGCUACAAGACCAUGUCAGCCUCCUUCUCCGUGUGCUCGGCGGCCGGCAGGAGCAUGUUUGCCGGCAGUGACAGCGGCAGCAGCAGUGGCGGCGGGGCCAGCGAGUGCGUGCAGGGCGUGUAUGAGAACUUUCGUCAAGAGCUGGAGAUGAGCACCUGCCAGACUGAGAGUUUGGAGGAGGCGGGGUCAGCUCUAAGUGACGAGCAGAGCACUAUGAGCUCUGCCUACCAGUCUGACCCUUUGCUCAGUGUUGCCCAGGGGAUGGUGCGCAAAGCUGGCCGGCUUGCUGUCAAGAACUUCCUUGUACAUAAGAAGAACAAGAAAGUCGAAUCAGCCACGAGGCGCAAGUGGAAGAGUUACUGGGUGUCCCUGAAAGGGUGCACUCUGUUCUUCUAUGAGACUGAUGGCCGUUCAGGGAUUGACAACAACAGUAUUCCAAAGCAUGCCAUCUGGGUAGAGAACAGUAUUGUCCAGGCUGUACCAGAGCAUCCCAAAAAGGACUUUGUGUUCUGUCUCAGCAAUUCUCUAGGAGAUGCCUUUUUGUUCCAGACCUGCAGCCAGACAGAGCUGGAGAACUGGAUCACAGCCAUCCACUCGGCGUGUGCCACCGCUGUCGCCCGCCAGCACCACAGAGAGGACACGGUGCGGCUGCUCCGUGCUGAACUCAAGAAGCUGGAGCAGAAGAUUGACAUGGACGAGAAGAUGAAGAAGAUGGGAGACAUGCAGCUGUCUGCCGUCACUGAUACCAAGAAAAGGAAGACAAUCCUGGAUCAAAUCUUCUUGUGGGAGCAGAACCUGGAGCAGUUUCACAUGGAUCUGUUCCGCUUCAGGUGCUACCUGGCCAGCCUGCAGGGAGGAGAGCUGCCUAACCCUAAACGCCUCCUGGCCUUCGCCUCUCGCCCCACCAAGCUUGCAAUGGGCCGACUGGGUAUAUUCUCAGUCUCUUCCUUCCAUGCACUGGUGGCAGCUCGCACAGAGACCAGCGUGAGACGGCGGACACAGGCCAUGUCCCGCUCCUGCAGCAAGCGAAAGAGCAGGUUCUCUUCUCUGUGGGGUCUGGACACUACCUCAAAGAAAAAGACAAAAGCCCAUCCCAGUAUCAACCAGGUCUUUGCUGAUGGCGAGGAGCAAGUGAAAAAGCCCAUAGAUGGUAUAUAUGUUGAUUCUGCCAAGGAACACACAAAAAGUGAGGAUGGAACUGUGAAAAGCCUCCCACGGCCCAGCACAGAAAGUGACAUCUGGGUCCCUGACCACCUCACUCCCUCCUGGGUUUGUUUGCCAAAUGACCAGCCUGUACUCACCAUCAUCCAGCCAGGAGAAUCAGCACUGUGUGUUCUGGAAACCAUCUGCAAGGCUCACCAGCUCGAUUCCACCAAGCAUUACUUAUGGCUCAAAUUCCUGAUUGAAAACCAAGUGCAAUUCUACAUUCCCAAACCAGAAGAGGAUGUGUGUGACCUGCUUUACAAAGAAAUUGAGCUCUGCUCCAAAAUAACAAAAGUAAUCCAGUUUGACCGAGAUGUAUCCUGCAUGAUUGGUUACGGUUUCUCAAUUUCAGUGGUGGAGGAGGACGGGGUACAGCAGCUCUACAUCACUGAUGUGAAGGCGGGUGGAUUAGCCUUCGCCAAAGGUCUGAAUGCAGGGGAUGAAAUACUUCAGCUGAAUGGAAAGGACUCUCAUAGUCUCAACUUCUCUGACAUGAAGGCGGCAUUCUCCCAAUCCUCACUGGCUUUGACAGUCAACACCUUGCCUUCUGUGGACCGCCGUCAGCUGUGCUACCUACCGCCACGCCGCUCAGAUGCAGAAGAGGAUCUCUACACAGACAUCUUCUCCCAGAGUCAAGAGGAGAUCCUGGAUGAUGGGGUGGGACUGCUGUUGGAGAGCUCAGGAGACAGCUUAGAUGACGACUCUGAGCUCUUCAGUGAGUUUGAUGAGUGCCGAAAGCACAGCAAGCGCUCCUCCGACUCCAUGUAUGACAUGCUUCAUCUGAGUACGGAGCAGGUCGCUGCUUUCUGCCGCAGUCUCCAUGACAUGAAUCCCUCGGAGUGUGUGUCCUCUUCGCCGAGCCCAGACUCACCCUUCCCACCUCCUGCAACUCUCCGACAGCUCUCUGAUGCUGACAAGCUCCGCAAAGUCAUCUGUGAACUCGUGGAGACUGAACGCACCUAUGUCAAAGACCUCAAUUGCCUCAUCGGGAGAUAUUUAACUCCACUACAGAAAGAGACCUUCCUUACUCAGGAUGAGCUGGAUGUACUGUUUGGGAAUUUGCCGGAAAUGGUUGAGUUCCAAGUUGAGUUUCUCAAGACACUGGAAGAUGGAACCAGACUAGUUCCAGAUCUGGAAAAGCUAGAGAGUGUGGAUCAAUUUAAGAAAAUCCUCUUUUCCCUAGGAGGCUCUUUCCUGUACUAUGCAGACCGUUUUAAAAUCUACAGUGCUUUCUGCGCCAGCCACACCAAAGUCCCUAAGGUCCUCGUAAAGGCCAAAACCGAUACUGAUUUCAAGGCUUUCCUGGAUGAGCGUAAUCCCAAGCAGCAGCACUCGUCCACCCUUGAGUCGUACCUGAUCAAACCCAUCCAGAGGGUGCUGAAGUAUCCUCUCCUGCUGAAGGAGCUCUACUCACUCACAGACCCAGACAGUGAGGAGCACUACCACCUGGAUGUUGCCAUGAAAGCCAUGAACAAAGUUGCCAGCCACAUCAACGAGAUGCAGAAGAUCCAUGAGGAGUUCGGGGCUGUGUUCGAUCAGCUCAUCACUGAGCAGAGCGGUGAAAAGAAAGAAGUUGCUGAUCUGUCCAUGGGAGACCUGCUACUGCACACCAGUGUGACCUGGAUCAACCCUCCUGCCUCUUUAGGAAAAUGGAAGAAAGAGCCUCAGAUGGCUACAUUUGUGUUCAAAACAGCAGUGGUCUUUGUGUGCAAGGAUGGGUCCAAACAGAAAAAGAAAAUGGGUGGUUCCCAUCGAGCAUCUGUAGCUUCAGAGGAAAAAGACCCCUUCCGAUACCGUCACAUGAUUCCUACAGACGCCCUUCAAGUCAGGUCCUUGGCUAAUGCAGAUGGUGAGGGUUCUGCUAUGUGUGAGAUUGUUCACACAAAAUCAGAGUCAGAGGGAAGACCAGAGAGGACAUUUCAGCUGUGCUGUAGCUCUCCGGAGAGUAGAAAAGACUUUUUGAAGACCAUCCAUUCCAUCUUGAGGGAAAAGCACCGUCGGCAACUCCUGAAAACAGAGAGUUUACCCCUCAACCAGCAGUAUGUGCCCUUUGGAGGAAAGCGCCUCUGUGCCCUGAAGGGAGCCCGUCCUGUCAUUAAUAGAGCCGCAUCCGCCCCAACCAGGACCCUAGGAAGAAGGAAGCUAGUGCGCAACCGUUUUACCAUCGACACAGACAUCGUUUUUGAUGGAGAGCCUGAACAGGACCUCCCCUCACCUCAGGAGCCCAACUCAAAUCGGCUGCAGCAAGAGGACCAACGACGCCAGCAGCAGCCUGAGUUAGCAGGUGACACCGAUCGCUGGGUGGAAGAGCAGUUUGAUCUAGAAGAAUACGAGGACCAGGAAGAGAUGAAGGAGACCGACAUCCUGAGUGACGAAGAUGAAGAGUUCUCCCAGACACCCAGAGCGCCGUCCACUGAGGCCAACCUAGAAGGCUCCAUCAUGGCUUUAUCCUUGGAGGGUGAGGAAACAGAGGAUGGCAAGGACCUCAUGUCUCCAACAGUCAGUGAGACACCUACUGAUUCGAAGCAGUCCGACACGACGACCGAUGACAGUGUGGAGGAUAAAAAGCAAACGGAGGAAGAUGAAAUUUGGGUGCGAAGGAAUCACUCAGGUUCCUCCCCAGACUGUGACACAUAAAAGCAGAU